UUGUUAUAGUGAUAAUAAUAAUAAUACGUACGUAUAUAUAAUGUAUAAUUAAUAUUAGGUACGAUGAAUUAGAACAACAAGCAAUGGAGCAAUAUAGAACUUCAGAGGAAUCUUUGGCGCUUAAAUAUCAAGAACUCGAACGUCAAGCAAUGGAACAAUACAAGUUUUGUAGCAGCAACGUACAAGAUGAUACAGUUCCACGUACGCUGAUGGAUGAUAAAAAUAUUUAUGAACGAUUUAAAAAAAAUUUUAAAGAAGAAAAUUGUUUUGGUGGACAAAAAUGUUCCGGUUUUGGAAAAUGUAGUCCUGUAAAUACGGACGUGAAAGAAGAAGGAGAUGAUUUUCUACAGAAACAGGGAAAUUUUGUUCGAAUGGAAAAUAAGAAUGAAUUGGAUGUUCCUUGUCGAUUUUUCUCCGAUAAAAAUAGUCGAUCAAAUAUUCUUUCAAAAAGUUUGACUACCUUAUCUGAAGAAUUAUCUCAAAAAUCGAAAAACACAGCUAAGGGUGCAUCAGGUGAUAAAAUCAGCAAAAGUGUUUCAGUACGGACAUCGUCAAAAAGGCGUCUGAUACUGGUGUCACCCUUUGAGAAAGAAUCAGAAGCCAAAUUAACGAGAUCAACUGAUCUAGAAGAAUUUUAUUGUAUCACACGAGCAAAUAAAAAUAUCUUCGGCUAUUACAAUAAUUCAAAAAUCGGACAAAUUGGUGGUGGAGAUGAAAAUAUAACUAUAAUUCAAUCUCCCAGAACAGAAGUUUGGCUCUCAGGUUUUUGGACCACAUGAAGAGUGAAACUUUUAGGAAUCAAGAAAGGAAUAAAACUCAUUUAAUAAAGAAGACAAUCAUAUUAAAUAGAUUAAUGUAUUUAAAUAUUAUAAUAAAUGCUUCGAAAAUUCUGUAUAAUAUAUAUGCAUAUAUAUUUUAAUAAAAAUGA
This is a messenger RNA of Apis cerana (Asiatic honeybee), 928 nucleotides long. RefSeq lists its product as uncharacterized. The record is from RefSeq and is a predicted model, not a curated record. Lineage: Eukaryota; Metazoa; Arthropoda; Insecta; Hymenoptera; Apidae.